AUCUGGCUCUAGACGAUGUGCGACAGACAGCGCUUUAUCUUGGUGAUGUUCCUAUCACAUGCGCAGCCACGCACAACUGGCCCAGCGACUUCACGGACGUUGCAGCGGAGGGCGGCACGGGAUACGGUGUGGGCAAGAGCGUACGAAUCAACGACCUGUUCGAGAUCACGCAUACCUUGCACUACAUCCGCCUGAAUAUAAAGACAAAAUCGCUGUUGCGCCUGUAUCUUUAUGGCAACUUAUAUUACAGGCUAGAAUGUUCAUGUUGUUUUCCGUCUUCCCCAUGAUCAUGUUGUUGGACUAUCAAGUCGAAUUUGGAAGACCAUUACUCAACAGUGCUGACAAAGGCGAAUCAAUAGAAAUGAUUCGACACCUCUAGUUAGAAGUAUUCUUGGCCAGCUCUAACACCAAGCCCCAGAAUCUGGUGCCGUCGGAAUUGUUACUGCCGAUUUCGUGAAAUUGCAGACCGAUGUGCCUGAUGGCCCUGUCACUGAGAUCGAUGCCGAUGGCUUUCCACCUGUGGAGGCGGUAAUCUUACCGUUUGGAAACCGGCAGAGGAUGCUUGCCGCGGAAAUCAACACUCCGGGAAUGUACGUAGUACGCAUUAAAACGCCUUUUCUGCCAGUCGGAG
Messenger RNA from Amoebophrya sp. A25, 631 nucleotides. NCBI's taxonomy places the organism in Eukaryota, Dinophyceae, Syndiniales, Amoebophryaceae. The record is from the annotation of a GenBank genome assembly.